This is a messenger RNA of Cherax quadricarinatus, 2876 nucleotides long. RefSeq lists its product as uncharacterized. Lineage: Eukaryota; Metazoa; Arthropoda; Malacostraca; Decapoda; Parastacidae. The record is from RefSeq and is a predicted model, not a curated record.
UCGGCACUAUCUUCUACUUUUAGGAAUGCCGCCUUGAUCCAAGGGACUAGAGCAAACCUGACCUUCCCAGGAUCGACCUUGAUAGCGUCCCAUUCCCCAGCCUUUUUAUGACCCUUGAGGGUUGAGCGCUCCCUGGUCAACGACAGCUACAGGAUAAGGGAUUCCCGGUGAAUGGUCCGCGUGGCACUCCGUCGGAGUGGACGCCUGGUUGCCACUAUCCUACUGAUAUACGUGCGAGACUCCACCGUGGCACUGUGUGGCACUAGCAGUACACCAGGGUGAACCUAGGGUGCCACUUCCUACUGGUAUACGUACAAGACUCCACUGUGACACUGUGUGGCACUGACGGUACACCAGGGUGAACCUCAGGGCGCCACUAUUCUACUGGUAUACGUACGAGACGACCGUGGCACUGUGUGGCACUGGCAGUACACCAGGGUGAACCCAGGGUGCCAGUCUGCUACUGCUAUACAUACAAGACUUCACUGUGGCACUGCUGCAUUUGGUGUACCUCAGAAAGGACCCUGCAUGCACAAAUGAAGGCAUCAUGUACACAGGUACACCUGAAGAAAGCAAUAUAGUGCAGUUAUACAUAAAGACAAUAUUAUCUGGUGUGGUAAACGUUAAUUAUAAAUUACAUCGCUUAGCAAGCAUACCUUAAAGAUAUAGUGUAGCAAUAAUUGUAUACCUUCAAAAAGACACCGUAUAGAAAGGGUAUAGUCUAAAAGUAUACCACAAAGACACUUCGUUGAAUGAACAAAUCUUAAAAAAGUAUUGUGAAGCACGGAUAUUCCUUAAAGGUACUGUGUAAUACGUACACCUUAAAGACUGUGUAGCCUGGGUAUACUUUAAAAGACUGUGUAGAAUGAAGCUGUGUCAAGUUCGCUGUGGCAAGGGGGUAUACCCCAGGUAAACUAUUACCAACAAUGAUCUCAUGAUAAGUGCUUGAAUACCGAGUGCCGGGCAAUAUACAUGAUAUUCACGGUGAUUCGUGCACACAACAGCAUAUAUCCUGAAACAGUGUGUGACAUACACACACAAGGUGUCAGCGAAGUUAUCGUCGUCGUUUUCAACUUCAAGAAACACCAUGAGCCAAAGAGUGUCACUGUUGCGCCUGACGGUGGUUCUAGCACUGAUGGUCACUAUAGCAGUGGUAUCUGCUGUCUCUCACGAUUGCAUUAGACAAUAUCAAGUCAGCUACGGUUGUCCGACUUACUCCCUCACUUCUCCACAUUCUGGCAGGUGUCUCCUCUUCUCCCAGAGUUCUCCAGAGUUGUUCUUCUACCUCAGGCCUGGCCAGGGCUUCAAGUCCUUACAAGUGAAAGUCAUAGCAUACCUGGGAAACACUGGUGAAAUCACUGUAGACAAUAGAGAGCUAAACCAACCAGACAAGUGGUACAAUAUACGCAUGACGAGCAAGACCUCAGCUUUGUUGCAAACUUCGUAUCACCUCCAUGUUGACAGGCAACCAAGGAAAACAUUAAUUGCAACCCUCAAUAAAGGUCGUACUUUUGAGGUCUACGUCAGUGGCUCACUAUCCUAUGCAAAUAACUGCGACCCCACUGAUUUCCCUCCCCCUACAACACCCCCACCCCCACCAAUACUACCACUACUACCACCACCACCACCAAUACUACCACUACUACCACCACCGCCACUAACACAGCCAUCACACGUUGAAACUAAAGGAGAUCCAGUUACCUCUCACCAAACUUCUGUAGUUAUACCUCCAACGGCAUCAAUAACCACAGAAAACGUACAGGUUCCUAAAGAACACUCCACGAUGGUGUACUUCACAAAACCUGAGAGCGCCACUAAUUACUGGUCUACCUCCCCCAUCUUUGGGUUAUCCUGGCACACAGUGAUCAUCGUCGCUGCUUUAACUGUAGCCAUUAUGGUCUUCAUCGUCAUCACCACAAUUGUACUGAUGGUAAGGAGGAGGAAGGUGAAAGAGAAGGAAGACCAGAAUCAUCUACACGAGGAAACUGUACCAGGAACUAUGGUCGUCGGAGGCUUCCCCAACAUCGAAAACGACUACUACAAAACCGACUACGACAACGACGACCCCGACAACCACAUCUACGAGGAGGUGGACAACCUGGGCCCCGUGGCAAGGGUGGUUCUGAGAGGUUCACUGGGUGUUGUGGGCGUGGGUGAUAGCGAAGGCGGUGGGUGGAAAGCAGAGAGAGGCUCCGCCCACGAUAGCGAGAACAGUAUCUACGUCAGAUUCACCUGAAUAUUAGGACACUUUUGACAGGGUACUGUACCAUCUGUUGGCAAAUACCCAGUGUUGGCAGGGUACUGUAUCAUCUCUUAACUAAUACACAAAAAAACAUACACUAAACCUAAUUUAUAUUAUUUAAUAAAUAAAGCGUACAUAUUUUAUUUAUACUAAAAGAUGGUCAUUAUACCCUUUUAUCUAUCAGAAAUAUUUUAUAAAUCAUUAAGAUCAUACACCGAGAGGUGUAUAUACCAGGGUAUAUACACACAGAGGUGUAUAUACUAGGGUAUAUACACACAGAGGUGUAUAUACUAGGGUAUAUACACACAGAGGUGUAUAUAUAGGGUUAUAUACAUAGAGGUGUAUAUAUAGGGUUAUAUACAUAGAGGUGUAUAUAUAGGGUUAUAUACACAGAGGUGUAUAUAUAGGGUUAUAUACACCAAGAGGUAUAUAUCCAGGGUUAUAUACACCUAGAGGUGUGUAUACAGGGUAUAUAUACAGAAAAGUGUAUAUAUUUUGCAUGAAGAUACACUGAGAAACUUGAGCAUUUUCAGGAUUCAAGUAGUCUUGAUGAUAGUAAGGGGAGUGCAGCCUUAAUGACUCUCGUGUAGUCGAUAGGUUUGAAACCCAACAAUUAACUGUACAUAACCGAAAU